AAUGCCCACUUCUUUUCGGAAGCGCGUCCAGUUCCAUCUCCCGUUUUCAAACCCCGGUACCCCCGAAUGAAUGAUGUCCCACACCCUAGCUGGUAGCCAUGCCUACAAUUAGAACGUUAACGAUUUUUUAAAAGUUUAUAGACGUGUUAGUGGAUAUUAACGAAAAUGCAGCGGUCUGAAGAAUUAAUAUUUAAAAUGAAUGUCGAAUCUGAUUUGGCAGACCGGAAAUAACGCAAACACUAGUGUAAUUCUUGCUUACGGCUAAAAUCCGAAUUAUAACCCGCUUCUUCGCCUUUAACAGUAACCUGGGUGCGGUAGGAGUUGUUCCAGCGCAAGUUAAGGAGGAUUGCAGUCUGUCGCUGAAAGUUUCUGCUAACAAUUUCCUGCUUGUUUGUAACUCCACAUUUAAAUCAUGAACUGUCUGAAACUCUCCACCGUCCUCCUUGUCGCCUUUGUGUUCCACCUCAGCUCGCUGGACGGAGUACGGGCUGUCCCAAGCAGGUACUCUGCGGUUCCCAGUGAGUCAGACACUGUGCUCCCUGAGUGGUACUCCUGGCAGAUCCCAGUGCUGAGGAAGAGGUCUCCCACUGGCGGGUCAGCUGCAUUCCCUGUGCAAGAGCCAUUUAAGCCAAAGAGCUUCCGUGUGGAAAAGAGAAUGUGCAACACUGCCACCUGUGUGACACAACGUCUUGCAGACCUUUUGAGUCGAUCCAAAACGUAUUUGGGUGCCUUUUACACACCAACAAAUGUGGGUUCAAACUCUUAUGGCAAGAGAGACAGCAUCGGACUGUACAACAGAGAAUUCCUCAGUUACCUUCAACGCUAGAACACAGAGCAACCCUGGGCUAUUUUCUAAAAGUUAGUGGGUUGUUACUAUAGCUCCCAUCUCGGUAGAGGUUGAAAGUGUUCAUCUGUUUUAGAAUUUCAAGCAGUUGUGCCCUGUUUCACUAUACCUGGCUUUUUUUUUGCAUUGUAACAUUGCAUGGAUAUGAUCAGGUUUAUUGCUUUAUGUAAGAAGUUCCCUGCAUGUUUUUAAUUUAAAUAAAGCCACUGGUACCUCACAAAUUAUCUAUAAUAAUUAAGUUAUUUGGAUUCUAUUAAAGACUAAUAUUGAGAAUUUUUUAAGAAGCUGGACAAUGUUUGUAUUUCUGUGUGGAUGACCCUGUUGCAAUGUGAAAUACCCAUUUGCAAGGCAUGUGCAGAAGCCUGUUAUUCAGCACUGAAAUUCCCAAACCAGACAACAGAAAUUGUGCAUCUGCUAUUCUUUUUGCUGCUGCAAUAUACGCUCUCUC
Messenger RNA from Hypanus sabinus (Atlantic stingray), 1292 nucleotides. RefSeq names its product islet amyloid polypeptide. Gene Ontology annotation, cellular component: extracellular region. The transcript is spliced from 3 exons. Bases 413 to 826 code for a protein of 137 amino acids. Gene Ontology annotation, molecular function: hormone activity. The record is from RefSeq and is a predicted model, not a curated record. NCBI's taxonomy places the organism in Eukaryota, Metazoa, Chordata, Chondrichthyes, Myliobatiformes, Dasyatidae.